UUCACACAGCCCAUUGUUUUCUGUUUUCUUUCUCUCCACGAAAUCCCCACCUUUUUUAAUCCUUUUCGUUUCAAACAAUACACACAACCAACAAACUUCAAAGAUUUCACUUCCAGAAACCGCGACAAAGGUUUGUGAUCAUGGAUUCACAGAAAAGCCAACCUCAAAAGCCAUCUUCGUGUAGAAGGAAGAAGAACGAGGAAGCGACUUUCAUCGAGGAUUUGAAGGAUCACAUCGACGAGUUCAUUCAUGCUUCUAUGGAUGAACACAAAACUUGCUUUCAGAAAACAAUUAACAAGAUGUUCGGUUUGUCUAAGGCUGUUGCGGAAAAGAACGCUAAUGCUGCGAAUGGAGUCGAAAGUUCUUUGCCUCUUCAAACUACUCUGCAAGAUUAGUUUUAUUUUGAAUUUUGAAUUUUAAGGUUUUUAUUUUAGUCUUGUCGUAAUGUAAUAUCCUUGAUUUUUAGUUAUGUUGUUGGGAUUUAAGUAAACAACCUUUGUUUACAUGAGACGUAUGUCUAAUUACCUUGAAUUCAUUAGUUUUAUUUUUGAGAUAGCUUCUAUUGAUAUUUCACUCUUACAAAGAAACAUUAUUUUGUGUCAACCUAAUGGGCUAGUAGGCUAGGUAUGAUUUUGGGGUCUAAUGUGAAAGGUGGGAGAUUUGUACUGGCACAGCAAACACUACAGAGAAGCGGUUAGUCCUUCUUCCAAAUAGUGGAUUUAAGUGGUUAGUCUUCUUUCCAAACAACAACUUGAAGCGGUUAGUCCCUGUUACACUGGGAUUUUCAACUAAUGAAAAGUCAACGAAAAGGUUAUAAUGGAGGAACAUUAAGUGGUAAGAGCAUUAAUGUCAAGUCUUUUAGGGCAUUAACGAUCCCGCAUCGAUGGAGCGUCGACCAAAGAUCCAAAUAAUGUGGCAUUUAUGAUCUGCAAGAAUCACAAGAGAAAAUCCACAAGACUAGUAUCAGCUGUAAACAUGUCUGCAAUCUCGAAAAGGGCAGUCGACAGGACUCUUAGGUCAACAGGAACAUUAGUCGACAAAGCCACAAAGAGGUUAAAGGCUUGGUGAUUCUUUAUGAGUGAGUUAUAGAGUAAAGAUGAUGUCCAUAACAAGUUGGCAGAUAUGAUCAAGAGUUUGUAGGAAAGUUUGAAGCAGUUUAACUCAAUGUGGGUUACAAACAGUAAAUCAUGGGUGACACAUGGAAGCGCUAGUGCGAACCUGAAGAUUAGAGGUGGGAUAAAACAUAGCACUCCCCUGGUGGUUAGAAUCGUCGUCGACGGUUAUUUGUAAAUAUAAUAAAUAGCAGACUCAUACAUUGUAACAUGGGUCACAAAAUUUCAUACAUUCUCUCCAUACAACUGAAGUACUCAAAGAGCGAAAUUGUUUGCGAUAAAUAUGUAUAUUUCUGCGUCCAA
Messenger RNA from Vicia villosa (hairy vetch), 1415 nucleotides. RefSeq lists its product as uncharacterized. The coding region runs from base 141 to 395 and encodes 84 amino acids. NCBI's taxonomy places the organism in Eukaryota, Viridiplantae, Streptophyta, Magnoliopsida, Fabales, Fabaceae. The transcript has 2 exons. The record is from RefSeq and is a predicted model, not a curated record.